UCGCUCAGUGGGAGGGCGAUAGUUAGUUCUAUUGGUAAUUUCAGGAAGGAAUCAUGUUAACCGAGUUCGCUGGCAAUCUUUCGCAUCCGCUGGAGUUUGGCCAUGUUCUGGAGGUGGUGGCCAAGACCAUCGAUGGAGCAGCCAGGUUCCACAUCAACCUCUGCACGGCCAAGAGCACGGUGGAUCCCAACGCUGAUAUUGGGCUACGCUUCUCGUGCUACUUUCGUAAUGAUGUGAUCGUACGGAAUGCCCGUGUAGGCGGCUCCUGGGGCGAGGAGGAAACCCAUGUCCUGGAUCCCAACACGCUGCCCAAUCCCAUCGUCAGCGGCGAGUUCUUCCUGGUGUACAUCCUGUGCUGCGAGGACAGCUUUGCCAUCUCGAUAAAUAGCCGGGAAUACUGCAGGUUCCGGUACCGCAUGCCCUUGUCAGCCAUCCGUUCACUGGAGAUCCGUGACCAGAUCCAGGUGAUCAAGCAGGUGGAUCAUCGCACUGUGUUCCCCAAUCCCUGGCCCGCCAUCCAUGCCUCGGACUAUUUCAAGGCCUUCAGCAACGACCAGCCAAUAUUGUUCAGUUCUGGCCAUGUGAUCGUUCUAACAGCUCGCUGUUUUGAGAACAAAAAGGGUCAGUUUAUCAUCAAGUUCAUGGAUUCGGACACCAAGCGCGAGGAGCUCCACUUUAGCGUGCGUUUCGAUGAGAAGGCGGUGGUGCGCAACUCCAUGAACAAGUCCUUUGAUUUUGGCAACGAGGAGCGCCAUGGCGGCUUUCCCUUCGUAUUUAACCAGCAGUUCAAACUGGCGCUUGCCUUUACGGAACGCGAAAUUCUGACCGCCGUCGAUGGUUACAACUUCUUCAGUUACGCUUGGCGCACACCAAAUGCCAUGGCGAAUCUAGUGGGCUUCAAGGUGACCAGCAUAAACGGCCUGGUGGUUCAGAUAACUGGUGUGGAUCAUUUGCAGACGGGAGAUCCUACCUGUGCCGGCUUUGAAAAGUAUUCGCGCCAUGAUUACGAGUGCGUUUAGUAACUAUUUAACCAAACUAAGUCUGAAAAUACAAGUGCUAUCUUAAUUA
Molecule: messenger RNA, 1068 nt
Organism: Drosophila takahashii
Lineage: Eukaryota; Metazoa; Arthropoda; Insecta; Diptera; Drosophilidae
Source: RefSeq, a predicted model, not a curated record